Dovyalis caffra is the source of this 765-nucleotide messenger RNA. The record is from the annotation of a GenBank genome assembly. Lineage: Eukaryota; Viridiplantae; Streptophyta; Magnoliopsida; Malpighiales; Salicaceae.
AUGGGAGAGGCCGACAAUCGAAAAAGGCAUUUUGUUUUGAUCCAUGGUUCAGUUGCAGGAGCUUGGAUAUGGUACAAGGUGAAGCCUGCGCUAGAGGCAGCUGGCCACCGUGUCACAGCUCUUGACAUGGCGGCAUCAGGGGUGAGCACAAAAACUAUUGAAGAAGUUCGUACUUUUGAUCAAUAUAAUGAGCCCUUGAUGGAGUUCAUGGCCAAUUUACCCGAAAAUGAAAAGGUUGUCUUGGUGGGGCAUAGCUUAGGAGGCUUGAAUUUGGCUUUUGCUAUGGAGAAGUUCCCAGAGAAGAUUUCUCUUGCUGUUUUUCUUACUGCAAUCUUGCCUGAUACCGUGCAUCAGCCAUCGUAUAUGUUAGAGAAGCAUGCUGAAAUCGGUCCCAAGGGAGAAGAGUGGCAAGACACUGAGUUUUUAUCCCAUGGAACCCCUGAAGAACCGCAUGCAUGUGUUCGCAUGGGAUAUGAGUUCAUGAAGUGCAAGCCCUUUCAUCUUUCCCCCCUGAGACCGGGCUCGCAGUUUGUGCACAGUCUGUCCAAGGCAAAGAAGUUCACCGAUGAGAGAUAUGGAUCAGUUCCGAGAGUUUAUAUUGUUUGUACUGAGGAUUUAAUGUUGUGUGCAUCAUUUCAGCGUCGCAUGAUUGAACACACUAAGGUUAAGGAAGUGGUGGAGAUUCCAGCAGAUCAUAUGGCAGUUUUUUCCAAGCCUAAAGAACUCAGCCAAAGUAUACUGGAGUUGGCUCGUAAACAUGCUUAG